This is a messenger RNA of Ogataea haglerorum, 168 nucleotides long. RefSeq lists its product as uncharacterized. The transcript has a single exon. The record is from RefSeq and is a predicted model, not a curated record. The annotation marks the transcript as partial. NCBI's taxonomy places the organism in Eukaryota, Fungi, Ascomycota, Pichiomycetes, Pichiales, Pichiaceae.
UCUAAGCCAAUGUGUGUUGAGACCUUCACUGAGUACCCACCAUUGGGAAGAUUUGCCGUCAGAGAUAUGAGACAAACCGUUGCUGUCGGUGUCAUUAAAUCUGUUGAGAAGACCGCUGCUGGUGCCGGAAAGGUCACCAAGGCUGCUCAAAAGGCUGCUAAGAAAUAA